CAAUUUCUCCAUUCAAUAUUUCUUUCUCAAAUCACCAACAAUGGAAUUUUGGGGUGUUGAAGUUCAAGCAGGGAAGUCACUUAAAGUGAAGCCUGAAUUUGAAUCUGUCAUCCAUGUUUCUCAGGCAUCUCUUGAUAAAGGGAAGAAGGGAGAAACUGCUUUUUUAUAUGUGACAGUUGAUGGGAAGAAGCUUGUGAUUGGAACUCUCUCUCAAGGCAACAUUCCUCAGAUUAGCUUUGAUCUUGUCUUUGAGAAAGAGUUUGAGCUUUCCCACUCUUUAGAGAGUGGAAGUGUUCACUUUGUUGGCUACAAAUCCCCAAACAUGGUAGAAGAUGAGGAUUUCUCUGAGUUAGAGGACGAUGAGGAGGAGGAAGAAGCUGCAGUUCCUGUUCCUGCAGCUGUCACUGCUAAUGGUUCAAAUGUUGUCAAGGCUGAUUCAAAACCAAAGGCUGCCAAGCCUGUGGAAGUGAAGCCUGAAUCAGAUGAGGAUGAUGAUGAGUCUGAUGAGGAGGAUGAUUCUGAAGAGGAUGGAUCAGACUCUGAGCAAGGAAUGGAUGUUGAUGAGGAUGAUUCGGAUGAUGAGGAAGAAGAUGAUUCAGAAGAUGAAGAGACACCUAAGAAGCCUGAGGUAUCCAACAAAAAGAGGCCGAAUGAAUCUGCUUCCAAAACACCUAUUUCAGCAAAGAAAGCAAAACCAGCAGAAGAGAAGAAAGGAGGACACACAGCUACACCACACCCAGCUAAAAAGGGUGGAAAGAGUCCUAUGAAUGCUAACCAGAGCCCUAAAUCUGGUGGUGGUUCUAACAAGAAGCAAUUCAAUUCUGGCAAGCAAUUUGGUUCUAACAACAAGGGCAAAGGAAAAGGAAAGGGCAGAGCCUAAAGUGGGAGUUUUGGACGUGAAAGAAACCUGUUUUUAUUUUUAUUUUGUUCUCGUAAGAUUUUUUAUCCAAAUUGCAAUUUUAUAACUAUUAUGUAAUUCAGUAUGCAAAUUGCUGGAUUGAGAAAGAAAAACUUUUUUUGAAUCAUGAAACUACUUUAC
Messenger RNA from Eruca vesicaria subsp. sativa (arugula), 1039 nucleotides. The record is from the annotation of a GenBank genome assembly. Lineage: Eukaryota; Viridiplantae; Streptophyta; Magnoliopsida; Brassicales; Brassicaceae.